Gongylonema pulchrum is the source of this 465-nucleotide messenger RNA. The record is from the annotation of a GenBank genome assembly. Lineage: Eukaryota; Metazoa; Nematoda; Chromadorea; Rhabditida; Gongylonematidae.
AUGCUUGGGAUUCGAUUUCUCGUGCUGCCUGUGAUUCUGACAGUGGUGUGCCAUGCACAUCGGGUUACUCGCAUGGUUCAGUCAGUUGCGGUAAGCGGUAUGUUUGUUUGUGGUCAAAGACCGGCAGUUGGCGUUCUCAUUAAGCUUUUUGAGUUCGACGGCAAUCUGAGAAAUGCAUUCAGUUCUGAAUUUGUUGACAGUACUGGAUAUCUAAAAGUACCGAACCACGACGAUGUUCUGAACGAAACUCACACAGAUCAUGAGGGACGCUUCUUCGUUCAUGGUACUGCACUGGAAGUGGGUCAAAUCGAGCCGAUAGUGAAAGUGUAUCACGACUGUCUACAUAGUGGACUUCCUGGAAAACGAAAAAUUCAUUUCAUCGUGCCGCCACACUUCACUAAUUACGGUACUCAUGCUGAAAAAGUGCUCGAUUUGGGUAUUUUCAAUCUGGAAGCAAUACUUCCA